Oppiella nova is the source of this 359-nucleotide messenger RNA. NCBI's taxonomy places the organism in Eukaryota, Metazoa, Arthropoda, Arachnida, Sarcoptiformes, Oppiidae. The record is from the annotation of a GenBank genome assembly.
CCAAAGUUUUCAAAUUAUAUCAUCAUUUAAUAAUGAGGUCUAUUAUGAUCAGUGCCAUUUUUGUUAUUGUCAUGGUCGCUAACAUUACUGACUGCCAUCAAUUUAUGACAGGACUCCCAGGCUUUCCCGGUCUCGGACCCAACUCGCGAUUCCCGUUCCCCUCCCGGCGCGACCCCUUCAGCCGGCAGGAGAUACUCCAAAAGAUGGACCGAUUGGAGCACCGGGUGAACCAAUAUCUCGACGCCGCCAUCGGGUUCGAGACUAGACGUAACGCCAGUGACGUACAGGUGCUCCAAGGAAUCAGGAGUACGGAUGUGCCACAGUUUUUCAAUAUUCUCCGACAGAAACUGAAUGCUACC